This is a messenger RNA of Trichomycterus rosablanca, 710 nucleotides long. Its product is annotated as vasotocin-neurophysin VT 2-like. Lineage: Eukaryota; Metazoa; Chordata; Actinopteri; Siluriformes; Trichomycteridae. Gene Ontology annotation, molecular function: neurohypophyseal hormone activity. Bases 13 to 480 code for a protein of 155 amino acids. The transcript is spliced from 3 exons. The record is from RefSeq and is a predicted model, not a curated record. Gene Ontology annotation, cellular component: extracellular region; secretory granule.
GAAGACUUGAGGAUGGCAACGUGUGCACUUCCUUUGCUCUGCGCCCUUGGAUUCUUCGCUCUUUCUUCCGCAUGCUACAUCCAGAACUGCCCCAGGGGUGGCAAGCGCUCAGUCCCGGAUGCCACCCCCAGACAGUGUAUGGUGUGUGGUCCCGGAGACAAGGGUCAGUGUUUUGGCCCCAGUAUUUGCUGUGGAGAGGGUCUGGGCUGCUUGAUCGGCUCUCCAGCAACAGCACGCUGUUUAGAGGAGGAAUAUCUGCCCUCACCAUGUGAAGCUGGAGGGAAACCGUGUGGACCCGAUGAGGGUCGCUGUGCUGCACCAGGGGUCUGCUGUGACUCAGAAGGCUGUAUACUGGAUCCAGAAUGUGUGGAGGGGAGCGAACAUGACAACAUGGCCGAGAGAAAGAACUUCAUGGGGGCAUCACAGGGCCAACUGCUGCUGCGCAUCCUCCAUCCCGGCAGACCACGUGCCAUGUACUGAACUCACAGCAGACAUGACCGGCAAACAAAACACUGUUCACAUUAAACCUCAGAUAAACUUGGAUCUGUUAUCCACAUGAUGUUCUGUCACAGAAAGGAAUGAUGUAGCUGGACCUCACCAAAUGCUGCAAUGCGUGCUUCAGCAUAGUUCUAGUAGCUCUUUGCCCCGUGAUGUCUAUAAAGUGUAAAUAUAUAUACAUUAUAUAGCCAAUAAAAUGAUCUUGCACUGUU